CUUUUUUCUCCUCUAGCGACAUAUUACAGCCUUUACCCCAACACGACAAGUACCAAAAUGCGUAAAACAGCCUAGAUUUCUACAUUUUCCACCAAAAGACGAUACAGACACAGCUCCUCGAAGUUUCUCGAACAAUCUAAAUCACACCGAAACUUCUCUUCUCCCCUUUAUAUCAACAAUCUCCACCAUCAAUUCUCAAUAGAUUCAAAUCUAGCCGUUCAAACCUUACAUUUUUGGUUCAGGCAUUUUCACAAACAGUUUGCAAACAAAUGGAAGAAGACGGUGCCGUUACACUCUACAGUGGCAGCGCCACCAUUGCUGAUACAAAGAAAAAUCCGUUCUCAAUCAAAGUAGGAAUUGCUCAAAUGCUACGUGGCGGUGCCAUUGCUGACGUCACCACCGUCAAUCAAGCAAAGAUUGCUGAGUCAGCAGGCGCUUGUUGUAUCGUAGUUUCGGAUCCUAAAGGACCCGGAAUCUCGCGAAUGCCCGACCCGACUCUAAUUAAAGAGAUCAAACAGGGGGUUUCAAUUCCUGUAAUGGCGAAGACACGUGUCGGUCAUUUUGUUGAAGCACAGAUCCUCGAAGCUAUUGGUGUUGAUUAUAUAGAUGAGAAUGAGGUUUUAGCCCUAGCGGAUGAGGAUAAUUUCGUCAAUAAACAUAAUUUUAGGGCGCCAUUUGUAUGUGGAUGUAGAGAUCUUGGAGAAGCUUUGAGAAGAGUUAGAGAAGGUGCUGCUAUGAUUAGGACACAAGGGGAUCUAUCAGGUACUGGUGAUAUUGUUGAGACAGUUCGGAAUGUGAGGAAAGUGAUGGGAGGUAUUAGAAUUCUCUCAAACAUGGAUGAUGAUGAGGUUUUCACUUUCUCAAAAAAGAUUGGUGCACCUUAUGAUAUUGUUGCACAAACGAAGCAGAUGGGUAGGCUUCCGGUAGUUCAUUUUGCAUCUGGUGGAAUCGUUACCCCUGCAGAUGCGGCGCUUAUGAUGCAGCUGGGUUGUGAUGGUGUAUUUAUCGGAUCGGAUAUAUUCAAUUGCUCUGAUCCUUAUAAAAAAGUUAGGGCAAUUGUGCAGGCUGUUAGGAACUAUAACGACCCCCAUAUUUUGGCUGCGGCGAGUAGUGGUUUGGAGGAAGCAAUGGGUGGUCUAAAUCUGAACGAAAACCGGGUCGAGCAAUUUGUUAAUGCAGAGACUUACUGAUGAUACCAAGCUGGCAAGCUUAGUCUGUUCUUUGUGUGUUGUUGAUCAUAGUAUUAUGUAUUUUUGCAGUUGAGUAUUUGUGAACAACGUUUAUCUUUUCUUGGUUUACUUUUUGCAAUAACAUGAUGAUGGGUUAGCACUCCGUAUGUUGUGGCGCCAAAAGAAAAAUUUGUAUGGGUAACUUGUACUCUGAACUUAAGUACUUGAGUAAAUAAAAGUGUGAUGCUAAUUGAGCAUA
This is a messenger RNA of Lycium barbarum (goji berry), 1428 nucleotides long. RefSeq names its product pyridoxal 5'-phosphate synthase-like subunit PDX1.2. The transcript has 2 exons. Gene Ontology annotation, biological process: amino acid metabolic process; pyridoxal 5'-phosphate biosynthetic process; pyridoxine biosynthetic process. Lineage: Eukaryota; Viridiplantae; Streptophyta; Magnoliopsida; Solanales; Solanaceae. Gene Ontology annotation, molecular function: amine-lyase activity. Bases 270 to 1190 code for a protein of 306 amino acids. The record is from RefSeq and is a predicted model, not a curated record.